UGAUAAAUCAACAGCCUGCGAUCUUACAAUCAAAGCAAAACAAUUUUCAUCUUUUUUCACGCCAGAAGUGCUAGUUUUAUAAAUUGCUAAGUUUCAAAUCCACAAUGCAGACAAACAAUGGCUUUUUCAAAAGUUUCAUACCCGUUAAGAUCUAUCAAUCGGCCAGUUCGCUAUAUAUGACCUGCAUAUCGAAAAUGCCACGAAAUGCCAUUAAGCCGGAAUGCGAUCAGAGUUUGGUGAUUGAACAGGCGCUGGUUUCCGCCGUGGAUUCCACUCUGCGUCCUUUGGACUAUGAGAGAAGGCAGCGGGAGGCACGUGAGAUACUGAUCAAAUCGCAGGAGAAUCUGCUCCAGCACAUGGACCCCAUGGAUGCAGAUAGCCACCUGACGGAUGACGAGGAAGACGCGCAGUGCCGGCAGCCAGUGCGUCUCAAGUCGAAGAUACUGCUAAUCGAGUACCAAAAACGCUACGAAGCGCCGCCACAAACUGAACUGGAGGACUUGGUGCCCAUCAAGGCGAUUGCUCAGUGUUCUUGGCUUGUACUGCGACUCUUGAUCGUGGCUUGUAGCGUAUUUGUGCUGAUCCAGUGCGGCCAUCAUGACUAUUUCCUAUGACCGAUCAGCAGAUAUAUGAAUCGAAUUGUGGCGAAUGCGGUGGCCAAAACAAAACGUCGAAUCAAGUAAAUCAUAUAAAGACCGGGAAAAAUUGAGGAAAUGCCGCUUAUGUAAAGUAGAAUAUCCGCUGGCAGGCGAACGGAAGGCGAGGUGCGAAAACAAUAAAAAGCGGACGGAAGUGGACAGGGACGGAAACCGAACUACAACGACGACGGCUCUUUUCCACAUAAUAGAUACAUAGAUACGUACAUAUAUAUAUAUUGUAAUCCAUAGACCAAUAGAUAGACAAACGGCUACUGGGCAUUUCGAGUCUUCUGUCUGUUGCCAAUUUGUCGAAAUGCUUUUUCCGCUUUUCCGGCCCGGCGCCGUAAUUGAAUUUCGUUUCGUAAAGGAAAUGACUUAACCAAAAAAAAACGAAAUAAGAAAUCUCUUUUAUUUACGCCAUCUUCAAGUGGCUCAGGAAGCUCCAUAGGAUGGGUUUUCAAUUGCACAACAACAGCAGCGAAUGGAAACGAGCUCCAGAACGCCAGAACUUCAGAACUCCAGAGCAAUGUUAUAUUUUUUAAUUAGUUCAUUGCCUGCACUGGCGCGAUAUUUCCCACGAAACUUCAUCUGUUCCAUGGGGUAAACAAAUGAAGUGAAUCAACAGAAAAAAUGAGGGAAAAAAAAACAAGCUGAAAAUACAGAAUUAUGGAAAGAGUUUUUCGAAGCCACACA
Drosophila teissieri is the source of this 1331-nucleotide messenger RNA. RefSeq lists its product as uncharacterized. The coding region runs from base 105 to 614 and encodes 169 amino acids. The transcript has 3 exons. NCBI's taxonomy places the organism in Eukaryota, Metazoa, Arthropoda, Insecta, Diptera, Drosophilidae. The record is from RefSeq and is a predicted model, not a curated record.